Molecule: messenger RNA, 3721 nt
Organism: Lethenteron reissneri (Far Eastern brook lamprey)
Lineage: Eukaryota; Metazoa; Chordata; Hyperoartia; Petromyzontiformes; Petromyzontidae
Product: calpain small subunit 1-like
Cellular component (GO): calpain complex
Molecular function (GO): calcium ion binding
Source: RefSeq, a predicted model, not a curated record
UUGUGCUGUUGGUGGGGGCGUGCUCAUACCCAGUUCAGUGACCCGCCGUGCGUCUUCAUCUUCGUCGUUAUCGCCUCUUCCUCCUCCUCCUUCAGCCGCCAAGAUGUUCGGUCUGGGGCGCUUCGCUGGGAACUUGAUCCAGGCGGUGGCGGGGGAGAUUGGAGGGAACAUCGGGCAGCAGUUCUUUCAGAUGAUUGCCGACUCCUCCAAUCAAGACAGCUGGCCCCCGAAGGUUCAGCCGACCCUGCAGAGCGAUGAAGACGCUCAGUUUCGUCGCGUGUUCACCCAGCUCGCCGGGGAGGACAUGGAGAUCAGCCCUGGGGAGCUGCAGGGAGUCCUGAACAAGGUGGUCACCAAACACCGCGACCUCAAGACGGACGGGUUCAGCAUCGAGUCGUGCCGCAGCAUGGUGGCGCUCAUGGACUCGGACGGCACGGGGAAGCUGGGCUACGAGGAGUUCAAGAUCCUGUGGAACAAGAUCAAGGGCUGGCAGACUCUGUACAAGCAGUACGACGCAGACCGCAGUGGUGCCAUGUCGGCAUCGGAGCUGGGACCCGCCCUGGCAGCCGCCGGCUUCAGGCUGAACGAUCAGCUGUUGCGCGUCAUCACGCUCCGCUACGCGGAGGAGGACGGCAACGUCGACUUCGACAACUUCAUCUGCUGCCUCGUCCGCCUGGAGGCCAUGUUCCGCGCCUUCCAAGCUCACAACCGGGAUGGGGACGGCACCAUCAAGCUGAACGUGCUGGAGUGGCUGCAGCUCACCAUGUACGCCUGAGGGCCGCUGAAGAGGAGGAGGCACGGGGAGAGGGGGGGGGGCAGGGGAGAGGGGGGCGGCACCAUGGCCGCCCCGGAGCAAGUGGCCAGGAGGUCCGCCAUCUGCACGCACGCACAGCUACAUGCACGCACGCACGCGCGCGCAUACACACGCACGCACAUACACACGUACGCGUGUACACACGUACACAUGCGCACACACACGUACACACACACGCACACACAGCUACAUGCUUGCACGCACGCGCAUACACACGCACGCACAUACACACGUACGCGUGCACACACGUACACACACACAUGCACGGCGACGGACACGCACGGAUACGUACACGCGUUAAGACGCAGACAGGCAAAGAUAUCCCCACGCACGUACAUAUUGUAUGCAGGCACACGCAAAGACAAACAUCCCCCGCGUAAAUGUCGAUUUAAAGCUUUCGUGACUGCAAGGAUUCAUCUUCUUGGUUCUUUCGGUAAAGUCACGUAGAAGGAAAAUAAUAAAAGAAUGAAAGUAAAAUUGUAUUUUAAUAUGUUUAUUUUAUUGUAUUAUUUCCCUUCUACGUGACUUUACCGAAAGAACCAAGAAAAUAUCCCCCGUAUAGUCAGGGAAAGAGCUGUGAGCGAGCACCUAUUAAGGCCGGCAUGGCACUCGACGGGGUGGGUGGUCAACACCACGCCUGGCCGUCUUUGUAUCCCCAGGUUACUAAUUUAAGGCUCAGGACAGGUUUGGAUAAUUGCUAUUGUUCUGAGCUCGGGUUACCGAGUUCAUAGUGCAGUGCGCUAACCACUGCGCCACUGUUCUGUGAGUGCGUGUGCACGGACAAAGACCAAGACAAAAAUCCCCCGUAUAGCCUUAACGGGCUGUUGGGGCUAGUGCUGUUAGCGAGCAUCUUUGAAGGGACACACGGACACACACCGUUACACACGCACACAUUCACACGUGCAGCUAAAUGCUUACAGACGCACGCAGUCAGUUGCAUGCGCCUAAUGCAGUGCGGAAAAACGCUCUCGCGCGCGCACAAACACGUACACUCCGCACGCUCUCAUCAUUCGUGCUCGUAAGCUUACACGUCAUUCGCCGGGUCACGUGACCACCGCGAUGGUCACGUGACCACCGCGAUGGUCACGUGACCACCGCGGCCAUUACCGAGGUCGUGAGUUUCAGCCGCCUCUGGUUAAAUGGGAUUUUAAAGGUCGAGAGAGAGGGAGAGACGAGAGAGGGGGAGAGACGAGAGAGAGGGAGAGAGGCGAGGGGUCGAUGGUGGUGACUGGAGGGACACGGCGAGCACUGAGACCGCACCGACGUGCGGGCUAGCGCUCUUCGUUUGAAGCGAGGAGGCGUGCGUCAAGAGUCGUUGACCACCAUUGUAAAUAUUAAGAGACGUCUCGGAGAGAAUUUCGGUAGUGGGAUGGGUGAGGGGGGCGAGGGGGGGGGGGGGCGGCCGGCGUUUUUCCGACAGCAAGAGUCAAACUGAGCAAGUGCCAAACGUCGAGAGAGUUGCCAUUGCCUCACCCCGCGACUGCCGUGCUACCGCCGUGUUACCGUCGCGUUAUCGCCAGGCUACGGCCACGUUACCAUCGCGUUAUCGCCAGGCUACGGCCACGUUACCAUCGCGUUAUCGCCAGGCUACGGCCUCACCCCGACGCCACGUGUCACUCGCCCUCGGGGCAGACGAGGUGACUCAGCAGUGACUGCUGCUGCUGCUGCUCCCUCAAUCGUGACUCCCCUCCCCGGCUGCUUUGCCCCGGGCGCAAACUCAACGCGUUUCGUCGAUAGCACCUCGGUGACUUUGUCGUUAAAGGUAAACAACAACAACAACAAAAACCAGAACUGUUUGAGCGACGUGUCGGGCAAUGGCAACAGCCGACGCAAAAAUAUGCGGCGAUGGCUUUUUUAUUACUGCUGUCAAGAAGAGAUUCCUGAAACCUUUUUUUUUGCCUGAGAUAUUUUGUUCCCUCGGAUGUGAUUGAUCCAUCGUAGGUUUGUAGGUUAGAUCAGGUAAAUAUGAAUGUGUCGUCAGACCCGACACACAGCCAAUUAGAAAGCUUUGUCACGUAAACAAAACGAAGCGUGCCAAUUCGUUACUCGUUCAGCACUCACCCGUUGCGUGUUGGAGAGUGAAGCCGCUACAACAUUUACAAUUCGGGUAGCCGUGACGUUUUGCCGGAAAUUAACACAUUCCUCCUGCGGAGGGAGCUGGUAGGAACGUUGGGUUGCUCGGUCAAUGGCCAGGGUCAACGGCGGCGUGGUGUAUUCCACAAAUAUGGCCGACUGAGGGCGGGCACAAGCCGGCGUGAGUAGGUUAAACCUUGAGUUUUAUAAGGGCACCACGGGGUGACCAGCCCCUCCCCACUCAGCCCCACCCCUCCCACCCCCACCCAGCCCCACUCCUCCCAUUUUUGGAUGCACGACGAACUGACGGACACAAUGAUCCCCUGUGGGCUGGUGUAACCAGGAGGUUCCUACCAGUACAAUGACGAGCAGCAGCAGCAGCAGCAGCAUCAUUGGGUGAGAGCCAGAGAGAUGUGGAGAAAUCCUCUCUGCUGUUGAGGUCUCAAAUAGACACGGGCUGGGAUGCAUGUGAUGUCGUCGCUUGUGAGCCCAUCGAGUGCAAAUGCCAGAAGAGGGGUGAGCGAGGGUUGAUGUAUGCAUAUAAAUUACAAAUGUAUAUCCAUUACCGGUUGGGUUAUUCAAAAUGUGGUUGAGUUGUUAAUUUGUGCACCACUGCCAACAGCAGCAGCAGCAGCAUCACAACAAAUGUCAUUCCUGUUUGAGGUGCCAGCCAAGUGAUGUCACGAGCUCUACCCGAUUGGCCUCCCACAGUCACGUGACCGGAGCAUCUCUUGUGUGUGUGUGUGACGAGUCACGUGACUGGAGGAUCUAUCCGUGCGGCUCUUGAAAGUUUGUCGUGUUUAUCGAGCCCCCAAUAAACGUCUCUUCUUGCCA